AUGGGUGGCAGUGCCCCUAGUGGCAACGGCGCAGACGCGGAGCCUUUCAUCGGAGGCGUUAUCCCCAGGAACCCUCCCAGGGAUGGUGGCGCCCCCAGGGACCAUCACACGGACGGGGGGGCUUCCAGGGACCCUCACAGAGGUGGUGGCGUCCCCAGGGACCCUCACAGGGACGGCGGGGCCCCCAUGGACACUCACAGGGACCCUCACAGGGGCAGAAGCGCCCCCAGGAACCCUCCUAGGGGCAGCCUCUCCCCAAGGGACCCUCCCAGGGGCGGGUUUGCCCCCAGGAACUCUUCCAUGGGCCGGUUCGCCCUUAGGGACCCUCUCAUGAGAAGGUUUGCCCUUAGGGACCCUCUCAGGGGCAUAUACGUCUCCAAUGACUUUCCUAGGGGCGAAAUGACACCUAGGGAUCGUCCCAGGGAAAGCGGUGCUUUAAGGGAUCCGCCCAGAGGUUGA
Messenger RNA from Homarus americanus (American lobster), 459 nucleotides. RefSeq names its product zinc finger protein 318-like. The transcript has a single exon. The record is from RefSeq and is a predicted model, not a curated record. The coding region runs from base 1 to 459 and encodes 152 amino acids. Lineage: Eukaryota; Metazoa; Arthropoda; Malacostraca; Decapoda; Nephropidae.